This is a messenger RNA of Callithrix jacchus (white-tufted-ear marmoset), 8595 nucleotides long. RefSeq names its product proline and serine rich 2 (gene PROSER2). Lineage: Eukaryota; Metazoa; Chordata; Mammalia; Primates; Cebidae. The record is from RefSeq and is a predicted model, not a curated record.
GGGCGUCCUGGCGGCGGUGGCGUCGCUGGAGUCUGGCGGGGACGCCGGCGGGUCGGGCGGUGAGGGGCGCCGGACCCUGCCUUGCUCGCUCUCGGCUCCGACAGGGGGAGCCCGGCGCCGCAGCAGAGGCCGCCCGGUGCCCGACCCCCUCGGGGCGUCGCUGCCUCGCUGGGGACCUCGGGGUCGGGGCGCGGAAGGGAACGCGCUGGGUUCUGAGUCUGGGGCUGUCCUGGGUGCGCAAGGGUGGAGGCGGGUUUCCCAGCCUGGGGCGCAGAGCGUCCCCGCGGUCCCCACCGCCCGUCUCCCAACCGGGACCCCUGUCCCGUGCGCCGCGGGACCCCCGUGCGGCCUCUGGGAGAGGGUGCGGGUCCGACGCGGCGUGCGGAGCCACCUGUUCCCGGGCCCCCACGUCCUGGAAUCCCGCGGGGCUGUGCGGGGUCUGCCCAGCCCAGCACGGCGGAAGGGAAUAAAAUAGAGGAGAAAAUGUGGCCCUUGAUGAAAUUGAACAAAAGACAAUAAAAUAAAAUCCAGUAUUUCUCCAAGGCUUUGAAAGUUUCCCAGUAUUGUUUUACGGAGUCUAAACUUAAGCAUCUAGUUGUUUGGUGUGUUGGUGGUGGUGUUUUCCUUAACCGCAGGGACUAACCUCAGAAAACUUAACUCUACCAGAACCUAGUGGGUGCAGAGCAGAAAACUUACAGUGAGGAAAGGAAAAUGAGUGUGUGUGACUUUUUCCACCCUAAACACAGUAAAACAUUCAGGUCUGUAGGGAGAAGUUUCUUUCUGGCUCCAGUUUUUUAACGGAGAACAUUUUUUUAAAAAUCUAUGUUUCUGAAAGGUAGCAAAAGGCCAAACCAGAUAGAUACACCUGGAAACUUGAGGGAAAUGCUCUUAGGAGAAAACCUCAUUAAAAAUACUUUUCUACAUUAUUAAAAAAAAGAAAAAGCGCUACAUAAAAGUGCCCCAGCAUGCACUGAAAAGUUUGCCCUGAAAGUUCCGUGUCUGAACGUUACUGAUUGUUUUUCUAGGUGGAGGAGGUAUUUUCCUUCGGGGAGCCAAUAUGGAACGCAAACAAAUGCCCUAUUGACUUGGGAUUGGGUGGGAAGGAUGGAAGUUGUCUAAAAUCUUUCUUGCCAAAGUUGACAGCGUAUGUAUGGAAUCUUGUGUGUUUCCUUGUCCAGACUAGUAAUAGCCAUUUGAAAGCGACUGGGUUAUAUUCCUUGGUAACAGCACUUCCCAUGAGCUUUCCUUGAGAAUUUUAGAUGCUGAUGAUUUAAAAGUAACACAUUUUCUCUGUUACUAGAAAUCAGAAAUGCAAAAUUAGAGUGAUAGUGGAGCAAAAGCUGGAAAGAUGCGCGAUGUUUUAGGAAAGUUUGAGCGUGUUUGCAUCUGUGGUUGCUGGGGUGGGGGAUUUGCCCAUGAAUCCAUUCAGGAAUAUGUGUAGACUGACCACCUACAGCGUGCAGAGCAGUGACUGCAGUAUACAAGCAUUUCUAGAUAACAGCCAUAUGAAACUGAUUAAAACCAGAUCAAGCUAGCCUUCAUGGCAGCUGAAGACAUACCUGGCCUUGGUUCCAAAGUUCUCAGACAUCCAAGGCGCCCAGAGUUGGCACGGUGUGUUGAUUCUGAAGAUCAUCUCAGAUAACUACAGGAGUGGAGCCUUGACACCUCAAGUGGGAGAGAGGAAGGGCUUGGGUGGAGCAGAGCUGAGACAGCGGAGCCUCUAGAACUAGCAGUUCAAGUGCAUCUUAUCUGCAGUGUUGUGGGACCGCUGCCAGUGGCACAGAGGCCAUUCAGGAGCUGCCAUGGGGAUCCUAGGAGCAUCCCAGAACCCGAGCUCUUUGCUUUGCCGGUGAAGGGCAGCGUUGCAUUUCACCUUCCUUUGCACUUAGUGGCUUCACAGCUGCCUGUGUGCUCUAAGAAGAUGGCCUUGCGACUCUGCGACUCUGCCCCGUAGACGGCAGCCAUCCCCGCUCCACGCUGAGGGGUUCUCCUGGCCACCGUCAGAAAGCCUCUCUUCACAGAGGCACUGCCCUCUGCACGGGUUGUGUCCAGCCAGUGGCAUCACAGCUAACAGUGUCUGUCUGUGGAACCCCAGUGAAGCUGCCCCUCUCCAUAAUUAUUUCCUUUCUAGACUGGCAGCCUUCAUCUUGAAACCUGAGAGUAUUUUAAGAAAGUUGGUUCUGGGAGCUGGGUGCGGUGGCUCACACCGGUAAUCCCAGCACUCUGGGAGGCUGGGGCUGGUGGAUCACCUGAGGUCAAGAGUUCAAGACGAGCCUGACCAACAUGGUGAAACCCCGUCUCUACUAAAAAUACAAAAAUUGGCCGGGCAUGGUGGCGUGCCUGUAAUCCCAGCUACUCAGGAGGCUGAGGCAGGAGAAUCGCUUGAACCUGGGAGGCGGAGGUUGCGGUGAGCCGAGAUAGCGCCAUUGCACUCCAGCCUGGGUAACAAGCGUGAGACUCGGUCUCAAAAAAAAAAAAAGAAAGUUGGUGCUGGGUUUAUAAUCUGUGCAUUCAGGAUUGGCGGAGAAGGAUUGUAGGGAAGAGCAUUUGCCUUGUCCGACAGGGAUGGGAUAGCUCUUCAUGAACGUGGAGACUCUACCACUGUGAAAAUGUGAUGCUGUUUAUCUUUUUUAUUAUAGUCAAAUACAUAGAACAUAAAAUUUAUCCCUUUAAAGUGCACAAGUCAGUGGCAUGAAGUACAUUCCAUUUCCAAAGUUAUGCAGCCGUCACCACUGUUGAGUUCCAGAACUCUUUUAUGUCUCCGAAAGGGAACCCAUUAAGCUGACAGUUCCCAUUCCCCUCUCCCAGCCCCUGACGACACUGGUCUCCUUCUGUCUCUGUAGGCUUGCCCCUUCUGGAUGGUUAUACACAUGGAAUCUUAAAAUCUGUGGCCUCUGUGUCUGGCUUCUGUGACUUAGCACAAUGUUUUCAAGGUCCGUCCACGUGGCGGCGUGUAUCAGUGCUUCACUCCUUUUAACGGCUGAAUAAUGUUCCAUGUGUGGACAGAUCGCCUUCUGUUUACCCAUUCAGAUGAAUGACGCUGGGUUGUUUCCCCUUUUGGCUAUUCUGAAUAGUACUGCUAUGAACCGUCGUAUACAAGUUUUUGUUUGAACACCUGUUGUCACUUCUUUUGGGUCUGUACCUGAAAGUGGAAUUCCAGGUCAUAGGGUAAUUCUGUGACUCACCUGUUGAGCUGCCAGCUGUUUUAUACAGCAGCUGCACCGUUUUGUGUUCCCACUAGCAACGUAUCAGGGUUCAGGUUUCUCCGUAUCCUUGUCAACCGCUUGGUAUUUUCCUUUUUUUUUGGAGACAGGGUGUCACUCUAUUGCCCAGGCUGGAGUACAGUGGUGUGACCUCAGCUCAUUGCAGCCUCGACCUUCCAGGCUCAAGCGAUCCUCCCACCUCAGCCUCCGGCGUAGCUAGGACCACAGGCGCAUGCCACCACGUCCAGCUGUUUUUGUGUUUUUUGUAGAGACUGGAUUUUGCCGUGUUACCCAGGCUGCUCUCAAACUCCUGGGCUCAAACCAUCUGCCCACAUCUGGUUUCCGAAGUGCUGGGAUUACAGGCGUGAGCCACCCGGCCUGACGUUCCUUAAAAAAAAAAAAAAAAAAAAGAUUCUGGUUCUUUUAGUCGGUAUGGUGUUGGUGCAUUUCCCGAUCAACUUACAAUGCUGGACGUCUCUUCAGAGGCUUGCUGGCCACAUCUUUAGAGAAAUGUCUGGGAAGAAUUUGAUUCUCUUUUGUGUUAGCUUUCAUACUGUGAAAUUUUGCAUGUAAGUAGUUAUUUGUAUAGGGCUUGGUUUGGAUAUUUAGGUCCUUCCCAAAGCUUCAGUCUGUUGUGGGUUUUUCCUGCUUUCUCUUUCAGGCUGCUGCUCCUCGGAAGCCAGUUGUCUGAUUUGUACUUUGACUGUUUUUUUGUUUGUUGUUUGUUUUGAGAGGGAGUCUCACUCUGUCGCCCAGGCUGGAGUGCAGUGGCACAAUCUCAGCUCACUGCAACCUCCACCUCCUGGGUUCAAGUGAUUCCCCUGCCUCAUCCUCCUAGGUAGCUGGGACUACAGGCGCAUGCUGCCACGCCUGGCUAAUUUUUUUUUUUCUUUUAAUAAUGUAGUAGAGACAGGGUUUCACUGUGUUGCCCAGGCUGGUCGUGAACUCCUGAGCUCAGGCAGUCCACCCGCCACAGCCUCCCAAAGUGCUGGGAUUCUGGCUUGACAUUUUUAAUCUUCUGCCUGUUGUAGUUCUUGACCCCAGGCCUGGGGUAUCCAUCAGUUCAUGGCAGUACAGUAUUCACAGACUGACCAUGUACAGCGUCCCAAGCCCUUGGGCUGGUCACUGGAAGUCCCCAUGUUUGUUGUUGUUGUUUUGUUUUGUGUUUGAGACACGGUCUCUCUCUGUCACCCAGACUGGAGUGCAGUGGCACAGUCACAGCUCACUGCAGCCUCAACCUCCCCGGCUCAGAUGAUCCUCCUACCUCAGCCUCCUGAGUAGCUGGGACUACAGGUGUGUGCCACCAUGCCUGGCUAGUUUUUGUAUUUUUGGUAGAGGUGAGUCUCGAUGUGUUCCACAGGUUGGUCUUGAACUCCUUGCUUCAAGCAGUCCCCCCACCUUACCCCCCAAAAGGCUGGGAUUACAGGCAUGAGCCACCUUCUCUUUCUGAUUACUUUGUGAUGUACACGGAUUGCGUUUUAUUUUUUCAAUUAGGCUAAUGGGCACAUGGGGAAAAGAAUGGUACUGCUCUGGAACUUAGGGGAUCUGUCAGGUUUCAGCACCCAAUAGCUGUGUGGCCUCAGGGUCCGCCCUUCUGGAACUGGGUUUCCUGGUCUGGAAAAAAUUUGGGCUAAGACCUUGAAACUGGAGAUUGACCAGAGCUUUCCUGUACAGAUCUGAUUCUGAGGGUAUUUCAAACCAUUUAGCCUGCACGUACUGCUUAAAGGAAUUCUCUGAGUGAAAAUAUAUAUAUAUAUGUAUUCUCUUUUGUACUAGUCUAUAAACAGGUCAGUUGUGUCCAUUGCUCCCUCCAAAAAUGGUACAUUUGGUAUUUUCUAUAAGUAUUCAGAGCAUUUCAGUUGGGCACAGUGGUUCACACCCGUAAUCCCAGCACUUUAGGAGCCCGAAGCAGGCAGAUCACCUGAGGUCAGGAGCUCAAGACCAGCCUGGCUAACAUGGUGAAACCUCAUCUCUACUAAAAAUACAAAAAAUUAGCUGGGUGUAGCGGUGGGCGCCUGUAAUCCCAGCUACUCAGGAGGCUGAGGCAGGAGAAUCACCUGAACCCGGGAGGCGGAGGUUGCAGUGAGCUGAGAUCACGCCACUGCACUCCAGCCUGGGCGAUAGAGCAAGACUCUGUCUCAAAUAUAAAUAAAUAAACAUCCGGAGAGUUUAAAGAGUUGUAGUGAAGAUUUGAGUUCCUAACACACUGGGAAUAGGGAGGCGACCAAGGCAGCGUGGGCCCUGCUCCCAUGAAGCUUUGCUGGGGUAAAGGAGACAUUCAGUGUCCACUGUGAACUGAUAACAGCGACCCUUUGGGAGCACAAGACAGAGAGUCUUUCUGUCAGGGAUGGCAGAACAUCAGCUGGAGAACGUAACAUUUGAGCUGGGCCGGCAAGGGCAGCAUAGGGGAAAAUUUAGGCCAACAGGGUAGAAUUGAGGAGUCAGUGAUUAGGCUGAAAGGGGUUAGCCUUCCAGGUAGAGGCAUGGACAAGCGAAGAUUUUUAAGUAGGAUGCAAUGGAAGGUCUUGUUUCCCAGCUCUCACAUGGAGUAGACAUUUAUACAUGGAGGGAUUAACUUGAAGUUGAACAGGAUGUUAGGGACUGAGGAAGGGGGCAUAGAAAUAUGAAGAUAGGGCCGGGCACGGUGGCUCACGUCUGUAAUCCCAGCACUUUGGGAGGCUGAGGCAGGCAGGCCACCUGAGGUGAGGGGUUCAAGACUAGCCUGGCCAACAUGGCCAAACCCUGUCUCUACUAAAAUACAAAAAUGAGCUGAGCACAGUGAUGUGUGCCUGUAAUCCCAGCUGCUCCAGAGGCUGAGCAGGAGAAUCACUUGAACCCAGAGGCGGAGGUUGUGGCGAGUGGAGAUCGCACCACUACACUCCAGCAUGAGUGACCGAGCACAACUCCAUCUCAAAACAAACAGAAAAGAAAUAUAAAGAUAUAAGAUGGCAUGAACAAGGGGAAGACACCUGGGAAUGCCAAUUGUCAAAUCAAAUUUUAGGUACCAAAAAAAAAAAAAAGGUUUUUUUAAAAGUAUUACGUAGCUGGGUGUGGUGAUUUCAUGCCUGUAAUCCCAGCACUUUGGGAGGCCGAGGUGGGAGGAUUGCUUGAACCCAGGUGUUUGAGACCAGCCUGGGCAACAUAGGGAGACUCCUGAUCUACAAAAAAUUUGAAAAUUAGCCAGGUGUGGUAGUGUGCACCUGUAAACCCAUCUACUCAGGAGGCUGAGGCAGGAGGAUGGCCUGAGCCCAGGUUGAGUCUGCAGUGAGGUGAGAUCGUGCCACCGCACUCCAGCCUGGGUGACAGAGUAAGACUCUGUCUCAAAAAGAAAAUACUCAAAGUAGAGAGCUAAACCAGCUCUGUCGGACUUGUCAAGCUGACUUAGAGGCAUUGUACCUUGGUUUCUUCAUAUUCCAAGACACAUUGCUCCCCGUCUACACCAGGUAACCAAUGAAUUUGCUGCGUGAGCUCUGCUAAUGCCAGCAGUGUGGCUUUAAGAAUGAGAUGGCACUGAAAUGUACAUGAGAAGUGAGCUGUUGCCGCAGAAUGGGCUGCUGGCUCCUGCCUUGCUUCCUGUGAUCGAGCUGGGCCCUGAGGACUCUGUGGGGAUGCCUGUAACCCACCAGAAAUCAGACUCAUCGGACAUGAACUCGGACACGUCCCCCAACUGCAGGCCCCGGGCCUUCAGCAGAGGCGGCAGCUUGGAGAGUCGAAGCAGCAGCUCUCGGUCCAGAAGCUUCACUUUGGAUGAUGAGAGCCUGAAGUACCUCACCCAUGAGGAAAAGGAUGUCCUUCUGUUUUUUGAGGAGACGAUCGACUCCCUGGACGAGGACUUUGAGGAGCCAGUGCUGUGUGAUGGGGGAGCAUGCUGCGUCUGCUCCCCGUCUCUGGAAGAGAGCACCUCCAGUCCCUCCGAGCCUGAAGAUGUCAUCGACUUAGUGCAGUUGGUACCUGGCGCCAGGGAAGCCGAGGGCCUUCCAGAGGGGACCCAGGCAGCAGGGCCUGCACCUUCCGGGAAGGAGCACAGGAAACAAGAUGCUGAGACUCCUGCACCUCCGGACCCCCCCGCUACCGAGACCAUCCCUCCGGCUCCCGAGACCGUUCCUGUGCCGCUGCCGGUGCCCGGCACCCCCGAGCCCCCCAGGAGGGAGCUGCGUGCCCCCUCCCCGCCGGCGGAACACCCCCGACUCCUGCGCUCCGUUCCCACGCCCCUGGUUAUCGCACAGAAGAUUUCUGAGAGGUUGGCGGAGAGUGAAGCCCUCUCGCCCACCUCCCCGUCCAGGGAGGGCAGGCCAGGGGAGUGGAGGACGCCAGCUGCCUGGGGGCGCCACAUUGGAGACCCCGACCCAAGGCCCAGCCGCCCGGCACAGCCCAGGGCCCCCCGCUUCCCCAGCAACAUCAUCGUCACCAACGGUGCGGCCCGGGAGCCCCGCAGGACCCUGUCCAAGGCGGCCGUCAGCGUGCAGGAGCGCAGGGCGCAGGUGCUGGCCACCAUCCACGGCCACGCCGGUGCCUUCCCUGCCGUGGGGGACGCGGGCGAGGGGGCCCUGGGGCGCGGCUCCUUUCCAGAGCGGGUGGCGCGUGGCCAGGACGGGACAGGCCCUGCUGAGGGUCUCCGUGCAGGGAGCCAGGCUUCCCGGGGCCCAGCGCUGGCCAACGGCUUCCUGAGCGCGCACGAGGCCCUGAAGAGUACGCCCAGUACCUUCGCGCCCACCGGGAAGUCCCUCUGCUUCCGCCCUGGCCCGGCCCUUCCCAGCACGCGGGGCCACCAGAGUAUCCCCCGGCCCCGGCAGCCCGAUGGCGGCCAGGACGCAUGGCGCCGCGCAGACUCCCUGCCCCGGCCCCAGGGCGUCACCGUGCAGUUCGCGGGCCGUGGCUCCUCGGAGGAGGCACGCAGGGAGGCCCUGCGGAAGCUGGGGCUGCUCAGGGAGACCUCGUGAGGGCGGCGGGGGCCUGGAUCCACCCUGUGUCUCCCCACCCCCAAGAGAGGGUGAAAGAGGAGCUGCAUCGCAUCGAGGAGCUGUUGGGCCUAAAACGGACAUGAGAGCCAGAGCCCCUGCCCUCUGCAGCGCAUCCAAGUGGAGAGGGGCCAGGCUGAGCCCGCACCACCAGCUCCAGCCACCCAAACAGAGGACUCUUCUCUAAAGGAAUCCGGCCGGCGUCUUGUCUCCCUUUUCCCAAGAACUGAGAGAAGAACCUGUUAAACCCAUGGGUUUCCGUGACGUGUAAAUGCCACCUUUUGGGGGGUCGGGGAGGAGCAGGACUGGUGUCAUUGUCCUUGAGUCCCGUCUGCCUUUUUCUCCAAGUACAUGACAGGAAAGCCAGUGUAGAUCCCUUACUCUCAGGAUCCCCCCGCCUUUUCUAAGAAAAUAAAAGAGAAACGCUUGCUCCA